This is a messenger RNA of Mycotypha africana, 717 nucleotides long. Its product is annotated as ribosomal protein S5 domain 2-type protein. The record is from RefSeq and is a predicted model, not a curated record. Gene Ontology annotation, biological process: rRNA catabolic process; poly(A)-dependent snoRNA 3'-end processing; U4 snRNA 3'-end processing. Gene Ontology annotation, cellular component: nuclear exosome (RNase complex); nucleolus; cytoplasmic exosome (RNase complex). The transcript is spliced from 4 exons. Bases 1 to 717 code for a protein of 238 amino acids. NCBI's taxonomy places the organism in Eukaryota, Fungi, Mucoromycota, Mucoromycetes, Mucorales, Mycotyphaceae.
AUGGUGAACAGACCCGAUCGUCGAACUGAUAACACCCAAAUCCGUGCAUUCUCUGCCUCUCAGAACAUUUUGAAUAGAGCUGAUGGAUCUGCCAAGUUUAACUUUGGUAUGUAUAUUCAUUCAUUCAGUGAUACUUCAGUUAUAUGUUCAGUCUCAGGCCCAAUCGACGUUCAAAUUCGCGAUGAAAAGCUAGACGAAUCCACAAUUGAGGUUAUCGUUCGACCUGUCAAAGGUGUCGCUGCAACGAAAGAGAAACUCAUUGAGACUAUAUUACGCACUACUUUUGAGCCUAUUAUACUAGGCGGCAUGAUGCCACGUACACUGAUUCAAAUCGUUGUACAAAUUUUGAAGGAUGAUGGUUGCAUAUUGGCAGCGGCUGUUAAUGCCAUUUCUUUAGCAUUAUUGGAUGCUGGUAUACCCUUAAAGCAUAUGGCAGCAGCUAUUACUGUGAUGGUAGAUGGAAGAUCGGGAGAAUUAGUAUUAGACCCCACUUUAGAAGAAUUACAGAAUGCUAAAUCAGUGCACACUUUCGCGUUCAAUAACAUACAAACGAAAGCAUACAUUCUGUUAUCAAAUUCAGACGGUAUAUUUAACGAGGAGGAAUAUUUUAACUGUCAUGAUUUAUCGGUUGACGCUGCGGAUAAAGUACAAUCAUUUCUACGAAUGGCAGUGGAAUCAAAAAAGAAAAAGGAACUUCAACAGGCGAUGGAGAUGUAA